Molecule: messenger RNA, 1353 nt
Organism: Symbiodinium sp. CCMP2456
Lineage: Eukaryota; Dinophyceae; Suessiales; Symbiodiniaceae
Source: the annotation of a GenBank genome assembly
AUGGGCACUUGGACAGCCAACCUCUUCCAGAACAUUCUCGACUCGCGGCGGCAGAAGUAUGGCGACGGGAAUGCCAAAACCCUCACAAGCAUGACACACAUGGGUGGCAUCCUUGAGAAACGAGGCCAGCUCAACGACGCCCUAGAUCACUAUGGUGAAGCGAUGCACUAUCGGAGGGAGGUGCUGGGAGACAAGCAUCCCAAAACUUUACAGAGCAUUGGAAAGAUGGCUGCCAUGUGCAAACAGCAUGGGCAGCACUAUGAGGCGCAAAUCCUAGCACAAGAAGCGCUCUUCGGCUCGCGCAAGAUGUUCGGCGAGCAGGCACCCGACACGUUGGAUGCGGUCAACAACCUUGGGGCAGUGUGGAAGGCGCAGGGAGAGUUCAAAGAAGCGGAGAAAUGCUUCAGGGACGCGUACAAGAGGCGCCAGGAAACUCUCGGACCGAAGCACCCGGAUACUCUCACAAGCUUGAACAACUUGGCCUGCACUGUUGAUGAGCUGGGGAAUGCCAAGGAGGCUGGAAAACUGUAUCAGCAGUGUCUAGAGACCCGGAGAACUGUCCUUGGGCCCUCUCACCCUGACACCAUGACGAGCAUGAGUAACCUGGCACUCUUUUUGCGUGCCAACGGGCAGAGGCUGGAGGCAGAGGCGCUCCUGGCGAAGGUGCUGGACGGCCGUCGCAAGAUCUUUGGCGUCAAGCACCCAGAUACCAUCAUCAGCAUGAACAACUGCGCGGCCAUUGCGAGCGAUGAAGUUCAGGACUUUCGAGAGAGCAAUGACACCCUCGAGUUGAAGAAAGCCUUUGAGAAAGCCCAUGCUCUUCUCAGAGAGGCAGUGGCUGCUUCUCAGAAGAAUUUGGGCAAGCGACAUCCGCUUGCACUGAAGAGUAUGAACAAUCUCGCUGGUUUGCUCCGCGACAAUGGGAAUCUCGAGGAAUCUGAGAGGCUUUAUGAGAAGGUGGUGGCUGGCAUGCGGUCAUCUCAAGGCUUCUAUCAUCUGGACACUUUGACGGCCAUCAACAACCACGCGGGUGUGCUUAGACUCCAGGGUGAUGCAGUUCGAGCGGAAGGGCUCUACAAGGAAGCAUCCGAAGGUAUCGUGAAGAAGCUCGGGGACGCACACCCAAUAAGCUUGUCUACACUCUACAACUGGGCGUUGACCUUGGACGCUCUAGGGGACUUCGAGAGCGCUAUCCCGCUGUACCUGCACCACUUGGAGCAUGGGCAGUACACUCCAGAGCAACGGAUCGCAGCGGCCCGCCAGCUAAGCGAGCGCCUGCGAAGGGCCGGCAAGCUCGAUGAGGUCGGUGUCUCGAGACGGGCCCCAAAAGACCGUAGAAGUUGCCCAACCUAA